AUGAAAAAAAAUUAUUUAUUUUUAUUAAUUAUUUUUUUUACAUUUAUUUUAAAAUGUAAUUCACAAACAAAACCACUUCCAUCAGAUCAAAUGGAAAUGGCAAAAGAUUUAUAUUACCAAAUUUAUCAAAAAAAUACAACGGACCCAUGUUUAGAUAAUAAUAUGUUUACAUGUAAAUUAAUUAAUGAUGGUGUGAAUACAGGAAUCUAUACAAUCACACAAUUAGGUUUAAAAAAGAAUAACGAUACACUAUCGAUAAUAACAAAUGCCAACUUUUCAGUAUUUAAGAAUGCUACUUAUAUUUUAAUUGGAGACGGUAUUAUUUUAGAUUCAAGUUUAUUUAAUACUUUACCAAAUUUUUAUAAUAAAGCAUCAAUUUAUAUUUAUAAUGAAUCAAUACCAAUUCCAAAUGAUAUUAUUAUACCAAUAAAUUUAAAUCAAGUUACAUUCACAUUUAUUAAUGUUCCAAUUCCAAGUAAUAUUUUUAGUGGAUCAAUUGAGGUAUUUAAUAUUUUAGGAAUUGGGUAUGGAUUUUCAUUACCAAGUUUAUUACCGGAAAAUGUAGCUUUAAAAAGGUUUAGUACAUUUUUAGGAUACUAUUCUCCUUUUCCAAGUAAUGCAGGAUCAGCUUUAAAAAGUUUAACAUCUUUAAGAUUAUCAUUUAAUAAUGAUAUUACUGAAAUUGGUUAUAAGAAUUACAGUUUCCCAACUUUUCAACCAUUUAAUAAAUUACAAACACUUUAUAUUACAUUUAUAAACUUUGGAGAUGAUUCAAAUUCUCAAUUAUGGAAUUUUGAACAAUCAAUUACAAAUUUAACAACUUUAAAUGAUUUUCAUAUUACCGGUAAAGGUUUUAUUUUAAAUCCAUCAUUUAAAUAUACUGAUUUUUCAAAUUUACCAGAAACCUUUUUUAUUUACUUUUCAAAUGGAUGUGAUUUAAUUUCAAAUUGUAUUUCAAAACCAUGUUUGAAAUUACCAAAAAAAUCAGGAAUUUCAGUUAUUGGUUGUGAUUUUAAUAUUAAAAAUAUUGAUUUUACAAAUGUUACUUAUAUGAAAAUGCAAAAUAAUGAUUUUGAACAAGAAUUACCAACAAACGAAGGUGGUGAUAGUAGUAAUAUUAAUUAUUCAACUACAAGAUUAGAUUUUCAAGAUAAUGUUUUAAUUGGUAGUAUACCAGAAGGGUAUUGUCAAUUCUAUAAAUCAAAAUAUCCAACAUUAAGUUACAAUGAAUUAACAGGUGAAAUUCCAACAUGUUUUAGUUGUAUGGGUGCAAAUUAUACAAUUACAAAGAAUCUAUUACCAAAUCAAUUUACUGAUUUUAAUGAAAAAUCAUUACCAACCAAUUGUGAAACUUUUAAUUUCUCAUUAGAUUAUAAUAAAAUUGUUAAAACUGAUGGUUCAACUAUUAUUACUAUUAAAGGUAAAGAUUUUGGUUGGGAUUUUAGUUUACCAUCUGGUAAUAAUGAUAAUGUAACUUUAUUAAUUACAAUACCAAAUAAUGAAAUAACAUUAUCAAUUCCAAAAGGUGAAGGAUCAAAUAAAACAUUUAUUGCAAACUUUGGAUACCAAUUUAAAUUCUCUCAAACAUUUACAUAUUCUUAUGAGAUACCAGUAAUUACAAGUUAUUCAUUUGGAAAUGAUUCAAAAUUUUAUUUAAAUGGUAAUGGAUUUAGUUUUAUAAAUAAUAAUAGUAUUACACUUAAUGGAGUAUCAUAUAAAUUUACAAUUGCUACUGCUGAUGAGCAACCAAGUGGUAAUGGUUACUCCUCUUCAAUUUCAUUCAUAGAUGAUGGUGGUGAAAUUAAUAAUCCAAUUGAUUCAAUGUUAAUUGGUGAUGAAUUUAAUGUAUCUAUUAAUGUUGGUAAUCAAGUAUCAAAUAUCGUUACUUUUUAUUUAUAUAAAUCAAUUUCAAUUUCAUCUUUAUCAAAUAAUAAAUUGAAUAUUAGUGGUAGUAGUAGUUUGGUGACAGUCACAUUUGAUGGUGAAUUUGGUACUACAAAUUCAAAGAUUGUUUUUGUAAGUAUUAAUGGUAUACAAUGUAUUGUUAAAUCUGUAACUCCUCAAAGUUUAACAAUUUCAUCUUAUCCAUCAGUUCCAUCAGUUGGUAAAUAUCAAAUUUCAAUCAAUGUUGGUGGUUUAAUAUUCACUGAUCAAAUAGAAUAUAUUAAAACUCCAACUACCACAAACACCACAUCCUCUGAAGAAAAUGGUCAUGAUGGAUCUUUUGGAUCAUUAUCAUCACAACCAAUUUCAUUAUUAUCAUUAAUCAUUUUAUCUAUUAUUUCUUUAAUCACUUUACCAAAAUAA
Messenger RNA from Dictyostelium discoideum AX4, 2307 nucleotides. RefSeq names its product glycoprotein 130 (gene gp130). The record is from RefSeq and is a predicted model, not a curated record. Lineage: Eukaryota; Evosea; Eumycetozoa; Dictyosteliales; Dictyosteliaceae. Bases 1 to 2307 code for a protein of 768 amino acids. The transcript has 3 exons.